Messenger RNA from Cadophora gregata, 954 nucleotides. RefSeq lists its product as uncharacterized. NCBI's taxonomy places the organism in Eukaryota, Fungi, Ascomycota, Leotiomycetes, Helotiales, Ploettnerulaceae. The coding region runs from base 1 to 954 and encodes 317 amino acids. The record is from RefSeq and is a predicted model, not a curated record. Gene Ontology annotation, molecular function: catalytic activity. The transcript has a single exon.
AUGGAACUGCCUUUAUCUUUCAGGUUCCAGAAUUGGGACAUCCGAUACAACAUUCUGGAAUCGAACGAGUCCUUCGAAACCUCUCGCCAAGCAAAAUGCGUUGUCUUCGUUCACGGCACACCCUGGUCAUCGAUUGUCUUCAAGCCUAUCAUUGAGGUUCUUCUCGCAAGAGAAUCAUAUAAAAUCCUCGUAUAUGACCUCCCAGGCUAUGGACAAUCUCAAAAAUUCGAUUCGAAUCAUACUAACAACGAUUCCGAGAACAGCUUUCUUGGCGACACAUCCGUGAGGUUCCAAGCCCUUGCUCUAUCAGAGCUUCUCAAGCACGUACAGCUAGACGACAAAUCAUGCAAUCCAGCACCAGCAGUGAUAGCCCACGACAUAGCUGGAACAAUAGUCUUGCGCGCUCAUCUCUUGCAUGACUGCGACUUUGACACCAUGAUGCUCGUCGACGCCAAUUGUGUCUUACCCUGGGGAGAUGGCUUCUACAAGCUGGCUCGCUCGGAAGCAAAGACAUUCUUGCAGCUACCGCCAGGUAUACUCGAAGCAGUCGUUCGAGCCGUGACUAGAAGUGCGGUUCAUGAUCCCAGAGUUUUGCUUGCGGGGUGGGAAGAUUCCCUCGCAAAACCUUGGAUCGAAGGCGAUGGUGAAGGACAGCGGAGCUUUCUGAGACAAAUCGCUCAGGCGAAUGAUGUCGAUGUGGCGGAGAUGCUGGAUGCUGAUUUGUAUGGCCGAAUGAGAUGUGAUGUGAAGGUUGUUUGGGGUGAGCAGGAUCAGUGGAUCCCGCGAGAGAAAGUUGAGGAUUUGAUAGAGAGGUUGGGAGGCAGAUUUAAGGAGAAGGCGUUCAUUCCGAAUGCAGGUCAUUUGGUUAUGUUGGAUCAGCCUGGAAGGUUUGCGAUUGAAGUGUUUGAUUGGCUGACGAGGUUUGGCUCGACGAAGAGUCUUGUUCAAUCUUGA